AGUGAUUUCUCAGCAGCCUCUUCAGCGGGUGUAACGAGAGAACAGCAAUCUUCUCUUCUUGUCGGACACUACAAACCUAUGUGCACCACACAUCCCUCCAGAAGAAGGGUGGAGAGUCUUGGAUGACGAUGGACCUUCCACCGGACAGGAUGAAGGCAGAGUGUGUGACAUCCACACCACAAGGCGUGAACUUCCUGGUCUCCCUUCCCAGCCAGCCCUCUGCUUCCUGUCUCCACCAUGGUGUUUGGUGAAUUUUUCCAUCGCCCUGGACCAGACGAGGAACUGAUCAACUUGAAUGUGGGGGGCUUUAAGCAGUCCGUGGACCAGAGCACCCUCCUGCGUUUUCCGCACACCAGGCUGGGGAAGCUGCUCACCUGCCACUCGGAAGAGGCCAUCCUGGAGCUGUGCGAUGACUACAGCGUGGCCGACAAGGAGUACUACUUUGACCGGAACCCGUCCUUGUUCAGAUACGUGUUGAACUUUUACUACACAGGGAAGCUGCACGUCAUGGAGGAGCUGUGCGUGUUCUCCUUCUGCCAGGAGAUCGAGUACUGGGGCAUCAACGAGCUCUUCAUCGAUUCCUGCUGCAGCAACCGCUACCAGGAGCGCAAGGAGGAGAACCACGACCGAGACUGGGAGCAGAAGAGCAACGGUGUGAGUUCCGACUCCUCCUUCGAAGAGUCCUCACUGUUCGAGAAGGAGCUGGAGAAGUUCGAUAAGCAGCGAUUCGGCCAGAUCCGGAAGAAGAUCUGGAUUCUCAUGGAAAACCCCGGGUACUGCCUGUCGGCCAAGCUCAUCGCCGUCUCCUCCUUGAGCGUGGUGCUGGCUUCCAUCGUGGCCAUGUGCGUCCACAGCAUGGCCGAGUUCCAGAAUGAGGAUGGGGAGGUGGAGGACCCCGUGCUGGAAGGGGUGGAGAUCGCCUGCAUCACCUGGUUCACCGGGGAGCUGGCCAUCCGCCUGGUGGCCGCGCCCUGUCAGAAGAAAUUUUGGAAAAACCCCCUGAACAUAAUCGAUUUCGUGUCCAUCAUUCCCUUCUACGCCACCCUGGCCGUGGAUACCAAGGAGGAGGAGAGCGAGGACAUCGAGAACAUGGGCAAGGUGGUUCAGAUCCUCAGGCUGAUGAGGAUUUUCCGAAUCCUCAAGCUCGCCCGGCACUCGGUGGGGCUUCGGUCGCUAGGGGCCACGCUGAGACACAGUUACCACGAAGUUGGCUUGCUGCUCCUCUUCCUCUCCGUGGGCAUUUCCAUCUUCUCUGUGCUUAUCUACUCAGUGGAGAAAGAUGAGCUCUCCUCCAGCCUCACUAGCAUCCCCAUCUGCUGGUGGUGGGCCACCAUCAGCAUGACGACUGUGGGCUAUGGUGACACCCACCCAGUCACCUUAGCCGGGAAGCUCAUCGCCAGCACGUGCAUUAUCUGUGGCAUCUUGGUGGUGGCCCUUCCCAUCACCAUCAUCUUUAACAAGUUUUCCAAGUACUACCAGAGGCAAAAGGAUAUGGAUGUGGAUCAGUGUAGUGAGGACCCACCAGAGAAGUGUCAUGAGCUACCUUACUUUAACAUUCGGGACAUUUAUGCUCAGCGGAUGCAUGCCUUCAUUACCAGUCUAUCUUCUGUGGGAAUUAUGGUCAGCGAACCCAAUUCCACAGACGCUUCCAGCAUCGAAGAUGAGGAUGUUUAUAAUACGGCAUCCUUGGAGAAUUGCACAGCAAAAUGAGCAAAAACGUUUGUGCCUGUAUCUUGUGUCUCUUCUUGAUGUUAGGUUAACACAGCUUUAUUAUAAACCUCAAUGGGUUCGUUAAAAUCAUUUAAUUCUCAGGGUGUACCUUUCAGCCAUAGUUGGACAUUCAUUGCUCCAAAAACUGAUAGAAUCGCCUUUAUUUUUCUCAAUGAAGUAAAUGAAAUGCCUUGCUCUGAAAUUUAUUUUUUACAAGAGAGUUGUGAUUAUGAUUUUGGGGAAAACAAGCCAAUGAUAUUGGGUGGAAUUUGCUGCUAUAGCUUAUAUGUCAUUCCGUGUUUGUCAUUUACUCACAUUGAGCUAAUUGUAAUUAACUGACAAGUAGAAUCAAAGGCCCAGCUGGUUGAAGACUACAUG
Molecule: messenger RNA, 2088 nt
Organism: Sorex fumeus (smoky shrew)
Lineage: Eukaryota; Metazoa; Chordata; Mammalia; Eulipotyphla; Soricidae
Gene: KCNS3
Product: potassium voltage-gated channel modifier subfamily S member 3
Exons: 2
Coding region: 238-1710 (490 amino acids)
Biological process (GO): potassium ion transmembrane transport; protein homooligomerization
Cellular component (GO): voltage-gated potassium channel complex; membrane
Molecular function (GO): voltage-gated potassium channel activity; protein binding
Source: RefSeq, a predicted model, not a curated record